Molecule: messenger RNA, 1392 nt
Organism: Arvicanthis niloticus (Nile rat)
Lineage: Eukaryota; Metazoa; Chordata; Mammalia; Rodentia; Muridae
Gene: Zfp92
Product: ZFP92 zinc finger protein
Biological process (GO): regulation of transcription by RNA polymerase II
Cellular component (GO): nucleus
Molecular function (GO): DNA-binding transcription factor activity, RNA polymerase II-specific; RNA polymerase II transcription regulatory region sequence-specific DNA binding
Source: RefSeq, a predicted model, not a curated record
AUGGCGGCCAUUCUUCUGAGGGCAAAGCCCAAGGUGACAGUAUCUUUUGAAGAUGUGUCUGUGUACUUUACAAAGACAGAAUGGAAGCUUCUGGAUCUCACACAGAGGAACCUCUACAAGCAGGUGAUGCUGGAGAACUACAGCCAUUUGGUGUCAGUGGGAUUUGUUUUCUCCAAGCCUAACCUGGUUUCCCAGCUGGAGCGAGGGAAGAAGCCCUGGAUUAGGGAUGGUGGAAUGGAGAGUGCAGCAGGAUCCUGUGCUGGGAAUAGAAUAAAGAGCAAGACUCUGACUUCAAAGCCAAAACUUUUUGGAAGAGGUCUCCUCAGAGACACCUUGGGAUCCUCAUUGCAGAGAUGUCCUCGCGAUUUCAGGCCAAAUCCCAUUGUAAGGUACCAACACUCCAGAAUAGCGGAUAAGCGGUAUCUGUGUCAGCAAUGCGGAAAAUCCUUCAGCCGCAGAUUCAAUCUCAUCAAGCACCGGAUCAUCCACAGCGGUGAGAAACCGUUUGAGUGCAGCGAGUGUGGGAAGCUGUUCAGGCGCAGAUUGGCGCUGCUGGAGCAUCAGCGCAUCCACAGCAGCAACAAGCCCUAUGAAUGUGGAGAGUGUGGCAAAACCUUCAUGCACAGCUCCAAUCUCGUCAAGCACCAGAUCAUCCACAGCAGUGAGAUGCCCUUCACGUGCCGUGUGUGCGGGAAGGUGUUCAGAAGCAGCUUCAUGCUGCUUGAGCAUGCGCGCACCCACAGCGGAGAGUGGCCCUACAUCUGCCAGGAGUGUGGAAAGGCCUUCAAGGGCAUCUCGCACCUCAUCCACCACCAGCGCAGCCACCGCGGUGACAGGCCCUUCGCGUGCUGUGAGUGUGGCAAGGCCUUCCGAGGCCUCUUGGGGCUCAGCCAACACCAGCGGGUCCACAGCAGCGAGAAGCCCUAUGAGUGUAGUGAAUGCGGCCGGGCCUUUAGUCGCCGAGCCAACCUCUUCAAGCACAAGGUGGUGGUGCAUGGCAGGGUGCGGCUCCAGCACUGUACUCGAGGGAAGGGCUUCCCGAGUGGCUGCAAGCUCCUGGAGCAUUGGCAGGGCCUCCAUAAGCAGCGGCCUCAGGAGGCUGGAGAAGGUAGCUCAGCGGAGCCUCAGCCCAUCGACACCAAUGAGAAGCCCCAAGUGUGUGAGCACUGCGGCCAGGUCUUCGACAACAAGUUGCUGUUGUGUCGCCACUUGCACAUCCAUGACAACGAAGAUGACAAGAAACAGAAGCCUGUUACUUCGAGCACCUCAACUUUAGAGGAUGAGUCAACGCUCAGCCAAUAUCUGGAAACCCAGCCCACAGAAGAAAGCGACAGUGAAAGCAGCGUAGUUUUUGUGUAUGCUGAGAAGCCCCAGGGCCCAUCCUCACCUUGA